Messenger RNA from Sclerotinia sclerotiorum 1980 UF-70, 1119 nucleotides. RefSeq lists its product as hypothetical. Lineage: Eukaryota; Fungi; Ascomycota; Leotiomycetes; Helotiales; Sclerotiniaceae. The transcript has 2 exons. The record is from RefSeq and is a predicted model, not a curated record. The coding region runs from base 1 to 1119 and encodes 372 amino acids. Gene Ontology annotation, molecular function: dioxygenase activity.
AUGGCAACAACUAGUAUUGCACAAACGGAUAAUAUUGCAGACGAAAACUCACGUCGUGCUGCCCAAGAAAUUCAAGAUUAUCUACAAGCUCGUCUUGCUGAUACAUCUGGGCCUCCUUCAUUCCGAUCCCUUCCCAUCAUCGAUUUAACCCCUUCAUUCUCACCAUCCCUAGCCUCCCGUCAAGAGGUUGCAAAAAAAAUCAACGAAGCAUGUACCACUGUAGGAUUCUUCUACAUCACCGGACAUGGAAUUCCCAAGAGUAUUUGUGAUGAAGUAUUUAAGCUUUGCGAACGUUUUUUCAGCGAAUUACCUCAAUCCUCAAAAGAUGCUAUUCAUGUUAAGAAUUCGGAUCAAUUUAGAGGAUAUGAACCUGCUAGUUAUUCAUCUGUGAAUGAUUUCACAACAAAAGAAACAAAGGAGGCUUUUAAUUGGGGUUAUGAGUAUGGAUUAGAUCCUACUGGUGGAGAUGGAAAAUAUGUGGAACUAGAUGGGACAUCUGCUGGUGGUAAAAAUCAAUGGCCGAAUGAAUCUGAAAUUCCUGGAUUCUAUAAGGGUAUUGCGGAUUAUUAUGGCAGGAUAUUACAACUGUGCAAGCACCUUUUCCGUCUAUUCGCCUUAUCUCUAUCUCUCCCAGAGGAUUACUUCGAUCCACUAGUAACUCACCCAGGAGGAAUCGGAAGACUAAUCAAAUACCGACCAAGUACAAAUCCCAAGCCCCUCUCAUCCCUAAACGAAGAAGAAGAAAUAGGACUUGGCGCCCACUCAGACUACGAAUGUUUCACCCUCCUCCUCCAAGAUGAAACUCCUGGCCUCGAAGUCCUCAGUCCAGAUGGAAAAUGGGUAAGCGCCGAGCCCGUUGAAGGCGGAAUCGUAGUAAAUGUUGCGGACUUUUUGAUGCGUUGGACAAAUGGUCUUUACAAGAGUACUAUUCAUCGGGUUGUCAAUAGGACGGCUAAGACUCGAUAUUCGGUGCCUCUAUUCUUUUCAAUCAAUUAUGAUGAGACGGUUGAGACUUUGUCUUCUUGUGUCAGUGAGGAUAAUCCAUCGAAAUAUCCUCCGAUUACGGCGGGAAGAUAUGUAUUAGAUCGUCUUGCGAUGACCGUUCCGGGGAAAUAUUGA